Molecule: messenger RNA, 470 nt
Organism: Sardina pilchardus (European sardine)
Lineage: Eukaryota; Metazoa; Chordata; Actinopteri; Clupeiformes; Clupeidae
Product: histone H2A
Exons: 1
Coding region: 25-402 (125 amino acids)
Biological process (GO): heterochromatin formation
Cellular component (GO): chromatin; nucleosome
Molecular function (GO): structural constituent of chromatin; protein heterodimerization activity; DNA binding
Source: RefSeq, a predicted model, not a curated record
GAUCAUCGCAUCAACAACAUAACAAUGAGUGGAAGAGGCAAAACCGGAGGCAAGGCUAGGGCGAAGGCCAAGACUCGAUCAUCCAGGGCUGGACUCCAGUUCCCCGUGGGCCGUGUCCACAGGCUUCUCCGCAAAGGCAAUUAUGCUCAGCGUGUCGGCGCUGGUGCACCGGUCUACCUGGCCGCUGUGCUCGAGUACUUGACCGCUGAGAUCUUGGAGUUGGCUGGUAACGCUGCCCGCGACAACAAGAAGACCCGUAUCAUCCCCCGCCAUUUGCAGCUGGCCGUCCGCAACGACGAGGAGUUGAACAAACUGCUUGGCGGAGUGACCAUUGCUCAGGGUGGUGUGCUGCCUAACAUCCAGGCUGUGCUUCUGCCCAAGAAGACUGAGAAGUCAAAGUAAAUCACUUCGUCUUUCAACAAAACAAAAGGCUCUUUUAAGAGCCACCCAUGCAUAUCUUUUAAAAGCUU